Messenger RNA from Meira miltonrushii, 1215 nucleotides. Its product is annotated as PLP-dependent transferase. NCBI's taxonomy places the organism in Eukaryota, Fungi, Basidiomycota, Exobasidiomycetes, Exobasidiales, Brachybasidiaceae. Gene Ontology annotation, biological process: biosynthetic process. The record is from RefSeq and is a predicted model, not a curated record. Bases 1 to 1215 code for a protein of 404 amino acids. Gene Ontology annotation, molecular function: pyridoxal phosphate binding; transferase activity. The transcript has a single exon.
AUGGGUUUAGCCAGGAGUAAGGCACUAAAACAAGAUACCAUCAAAAGAAUGCAAGAUCACGGUAACAUGCUUGUUGGAAGCACAGGCAGUCGGCUAUUGGACGGCAAUUCAGAAGAACAUGAACAACUUGAACUUCGACUUGCACAACAUUUCAGCGCACAAUCAGCGCUCUUAUUCAAUAGCGGAUAUGAUGCAAACACUUCUAUGCUAUCUGUUAUGCCACAGCCAAACGAUGUGGUCUUAUACGAUGAAUUGGUGCACGCAAGCAUGCAUGACGGAAUGCGUUCUUCCCGUAUUCCAUCUUCUCGAAGAAUACCAUUCAAGCAUAACGAUUUAGACGACUUUACGGUUAAAGUGCAAAAUGCCUGGAAAGCUUGUCAAACAAAAGCUGCAAAUGUGUUUGUAGCUGUCGAAUCAGUAUAUUCUAUGGACGGUGACAUUUGCCCUUUACCACAACUGAUCGCAAUCUUGAACAAACAUGUACCACAAAACAGCCGAUGUUUGAUCGUCGAUGAAGCGCAUGCAGUCGGUUUAUAUGGUCUCAAUGGAUCUGGUAUCUGUGAAGCUAUGGGAUUGCAAGACUCUGUUGACGUUCGAUUGGCGACAUUUGGAAAAGCGUUUGGAUGUUCGGGUGCAGCUGUUUUGUGCUCUGAUCUUGUUCGACUAUACCUGAUCAAUUAUGCGAGACCUUUGAUUUAUUCGACCGCUUUACCGCAUCCUGCCUUGUUCACCAUUCAAGCCGCUUUGGACCUACUCAACACGCCAGAUGGCACAUUACGAGCUCAACAUACAUUCUUUCUUACGCAUCUCUUCAUCGAACGUCUGCAUGGUUUGAUGGGAAAGGUUGAUGCUACUGGAGGAAGCAAGCAAGUACAAUUGCCAAGUGAUAUUCAAAAGCGAUUGGAGUCCAACCCAUCCUUCACGGGCAAACAAAAGGAGCAUCCUUUAAGUAUUCCACAACCUCCAAUCGUACCAAUCUUAACUUCUCACGCGCAUGAUUUAGCCAAAUAUCUCGUUUCACAUGGCUACCUGGUACGCCCGAUCGUCUACCCAACCGUUCCUCGUGGAUCAGAAAGAGUUCGAAUUUGCAUUCAUGCUCAUAAUACCCAAGAACAAGUGUUCGGUUUGACUGAAUGCGUUGCAAAGUGGAUCGAAGAUGGCAAGGUCAUUACGGAGGAUGGUUUUGGGGGACAAGUAGAAAAAGCAAAAUUAUAG